Molecule: messenger RNA, 1113 nt
Organism: Chelmon rostratus (copperband butterflyfish)
Lineage: Eukaryota; Metazoa; Chordata; Actinopteri; Chaetodontiformes; Chaetodontidae
Gene: sh3gl3b
Product: SH3-domain GRB2-like 3b
Exons: 10
Coding region: 1-1113 (370 amino acids)
Biological process (GO): synaptic vesicle uncoating
Cellular component (GO): cytoplasm; presynapse; glutamatergic synapse
Molecular function (GO): protein binding
Source: RefSeq, a predicted model, not a curated record
AUGUCUGUCUCCGGGAUGAAGAAGCAGCUGCAUAAAGCCAGCCAGCUGCUGAACGAGAGGCUGAUGGGAGCCGAAGGAACAAAGAUGGACGAAGACUUCCUGAAGAUGGAGAAGAGUGUUGUAGUAAUCCACUCUCUGCUGGUGGAGCUGCUCUCCAGGACUACAGAGUUCCUCCAACCAAAUCCAGCAGACAGAGCUAAGCUGAACAUGCUCAACACCGUGUCCAGGCUGCGAGGACAGGGCAGGUCAGCAGGCUACCCGCAGACAGAGGGCAUGCUGGGAGACUGUAUGCUGCACUACGGCCAGGAGCUCGGAGCUGCUUCGGAAUUCGGUGGUGCUCUGUCUGGUGUGGGUGAAGCUCUGCAGCAGGUUGCUCAGGCCAGGGAUGUUCUGGAUGUCAGCGUUAAACGCACCUUCAUCGACCCCCUGCAGGAUCUCCAUAACACAGAGCUGAAGGAUAUCAGGUACCAGCUGAAGAAGCUGAAUGGUCGUCGGCUGGACUUUGACUACAAGAGGAGACGAAGAGGCAAAGUCCCAGCAGAGGAGGUCCGGCAGGCCUGGGACAAGUUCAUGACGUCCAAAGAGCUGACAGAGAGGAGCAUGUUCAUCCUGCUGCAGAACGACGUGGAUCAGCUCAGUCGCUUGGCGGCUCUGGCGGCUGCGCUGCUGGACUUUCACCGCAACGCCCACCGCAUCCUGCUGGGUCUCCAUGGCAACCUGCAGGCAAGGUUGACGGCUGCCAGUAACAAACCUGAGCGACGCUUCAGGUCCCGAAAGAUCAGAAUCAGAAGCGAACACAACGGCAGCAUCGGAUUUUACCACCAGCCCUUUUAUUUUUCUGUGACAGGCGAACAGCUCCCAGCGACACCGUCCAGACCCGGCAGUCCCAUCUCCUGCUACGCUGACAGUAAGCUGGUCCUGGAUCAGCCCUGUUGCCGGGCGGUCUACUCCUUCCAUCCGAACCACGAGGGCGAGUUGGACUUCAGCGAAGGCGACAUCAUCUUCCUCACCAAUCAGGUCGACGCCAACUGGUACAAGGGCACGCUCGCCGGCCAAUCAGGACUGUUCCCCAUCAGCUAUGUGGAGGUGCUGGUGCCUCUGCCGUUACCAUGA